GAGCGGGACAGAGCGUGCUUUGUUUUGUUUUCCUCCACUGGAAACAAACUUCCCCUUUUUCCAGCCGAUAAGCUGCCCCGCAGCAAACAACAAAAAUCAGCCAAUUGCCAAAGGAAGGCAAGGAUAACAAGAAAAAAAACAAAGACAGUGCAACAGUGGAGCAGAGAAAUUGUUUUCGUGCCAUCUUUUCCACGGUGUGAAAAGGCUCGGUCCAGGCCGAUCGACGCAUCAUGCGUUAAAGGCGAAGUCGAGCAGCCGUUUCUUCUCCCGUGCUUCAAUGUGCUACGAGCCGAUGUCUGAUUAUUGUGCGAAAAUGGCUCUACUGGACGACACAAACGGCAACACGGUCAACAUCAACAACCAGCCCGGUGUGGAAGGGGCCGGCGACGGGUGCACCGUGGGCGGUGGGAUGGCCCCAACGACUGCCGAUUCGGUCGCGAUGCUGCACUCCCCCUCGAACGACGAUCUGAGCCAAAGCCUGUCCGAGUACACGGACGCCGACGAGAGCAUAUCAGCCCCGACCGAACUGCUGGCCGAGUUUCUUUCUGCCAUUAUGAUACGUGACUACGUGAACGCGCUCAAGUACUGCAAGCAGAUACUGCAGUACGAGCCGAACAACACGACGGCCCGCGACUUCUAUCCCCACAUCCUGUCCAAGAUAAGUGAAAUGCAGAGCAACGAGCAGUCGGGGGAGAGCGACGAAAACUACAACUUCAACUGCAGCUCGCCGCUGGCAUCGUCCGGCUCGACGCCCUCGUCCUGCUCCGUCUCCUCGUCGCCCGGCUCGUCCUCCCGCUCCUCCUCCCGCUCGUCCUCCGGUCCGUCCUCGUCCGGGUGCGACGGGCCCAUCGACGAGGUGAUCAUGGUGUGCAGCAGCGACAGCGACGAAUCGUCCGAAGCCUGCUGCUCCUGCCCGGAGGGCUCGGAGGGCGGCCGUCCAAAGGUGCCCGCCGGCGACCGCCAUCCAGCGGGGAAUGAGGGUGCCGCCGGCGUGGCGCUGCCAGUGCAGCCGGUCGCAAGGAGGGGCUCGCGAUCGCAAAGCGACAACAACACGUCCCAGUCGUACUCGAGCCUGCUGCUGGAGGACGAAGAGAAGGAUCUCACCCUGUCGGACAUUUCCAAUCUCAACAUCGAGGAGGAUGAAACAUCCAACGACUGUGGCGGAUCGCAGGAAAACAGCUACACGCCGCUCGAUGCAGUAGCGGCCGCGCCGGCCGUCAAGCCGCCCGUCCCGAGCACGAACCUUGCCACUGCCUCGGUCUUCGCGUCCCGGCUGGUGGCCAUGCUGCGGUCCAAAGUAAUACCCUCCCGGACGGGGGGCGGUGAGUGAGGGGGAUGCAUCGUACAAAUCGAAAGUUUGCAGUUUUAUUUCACGCACACAUUCGAACGCAUUUUGGAUGCUUUUCUUUGCCUUAUGUAUUCCUUUCCAUUGAUCUCUCCGUACUAGAGUGUGCGUGGAUGUGUUUCUGUGUGUGUGUGUGUAUGUGUGUAUGUGUGAGCCAUUUAGUACAACUCUAAACUAAAUACGUUUUGCGUACAACACUCUGGUACACUGACUAGUUAGCUUAGCAGCUAGCGGCUAGGAAAUUUAGUUUAGGAAUUAGUUUAAACUAUAUAAAUGUAUGUGUGUUUGUAGGAAGGAGGCAUCUAAAAAAAGAUAUUUAACUAUGUGCAGUACAGAAAAAAAGGCAUACAUUUUGAGCCGUCCAUUUUUUUUCUGUUGCACAUGUUUCGCUUUCCCCCAAUAUUGCACAAGUUGGCAUAACUCCGUUUAGUAUCGGUUUUCUCACUUUUCAUUCGACAU
Molecule: messenger RNA, 1804 nt
Organism: Anopheles merus
Lineage: Eukaryota; Metazoa; Arthropoda; Insecta; Diptera; Culicidae
Exons: 5
Coding region: 278-1330 (350 amino acids)
Molecular function (GO): protein binding
Source: RefSeq, a predicted model, not a curated record